GGACCGCACCCCGCGGACUCAGAAGCGAGCGGCACCCCGGGACCAUCCCACAGCAGAUCCAGUGGCCGCCAACGUCAGGCUGGAGUUGCCUCCUUCGUGGAUGUUGGAUGUGGAAGCCCAGGAGCCCCCCAAGGGGAAAUGGUCGACGCCGCCCUUCGACCCGCGCUUCCCCAGCCAGAACCAGAUCCGUAACUGCUACCAGAACUUCCUGAGUGAGACCUGCUCAGCCAGACUACCACCGCUGCCUCAAGACCAGGACCCGCCGCGGGAAGAGCACGCAGCCCUGCGAGUACUAUUUCCGCGUGUACCACUCGCUGUGCCCCAUCAGCUGGGUGGAGAGCUGGAACGAGCAGAUCAAGAACGGGAUUUUCGCCGGCAAAAUCUGACUGCCCCAGCGCGGCUUCCUCUGAAGAUGCAGUGACCUUGCAUCUUUUUGUCUCGCGGAGCCCCGGGUCUCGGUUAUCCACCCCUACCUCCCAGUGUCUGAGCCACGAAUAAUGCAGGUAGAUGCCUCGCGUUGACAGCUACGAGCCAGCCCAGGGUCCCCAGUUCUCAACACUGUCCCACCCAGAUGGCUCCAAGACGCCCUUUGAAGUCUUGCGUCUCCCCAGGCCAAGGAGUGCCGCUUGACAAAGCCCUAGGGUUCCAGCCUGGUCCUGCUGAGGGAGCCGUGAGACCAGUCAGCCUGGGGUGCUGGUUUUCCCAACGGGUACUCCCUGAGCUAUCAGCCUCCCAGAGGGGCUCCUAGGAGGGGGAAGCCCCAUCCUCUGACUGAAGCGGUCCUAUGAGGCCCUGUUCAACCCCAGGGUUCAAAGGACACACCCUAGAUGAGCCAUCCCCCAGGAUGACGCCACCUCUGAGAUCUUGGCCUCCUGGCUCCGUCUCUGACCACAACCCAAGAAUGGGGUGAGGGCACAGGGUGUGGACUCAGCUACAGGAGGGCUUCCUGUUCAUGCAACGUCCCCAGAGCCUUGACGAAUGCACAGAGGCGCUGGCAGAACCACGGGGGCAGGACCCCUCUCUGAGUCACAGAAUGGAGCUAAGUUGGUGAGGUCACCCAGCCGCCACUGCCCCACUGAUGCCUGAGCCAGGGGCAGGGGCAGACCUGCCCGGCCUGGCCUCCAGCCUGGUGGACCAUCACCUGUGCAAACUCCGAACACCUCCUCCAGGUGCUCCGGCUGGCUUUCCCUGGUGUCCAGUAGCCGCCUCCUGAGACCCCUAAUGCCAGCCUCACAGUCUCAGCAACCUCCCAGAACCUGCUCCGUCCUCCCGGCCUCCAGACCACGGAUCCUGAAGGCCACCUGCGCCGCCUCCCCUGCUCACUGUCCCCCGGCUCCUAGGGACCGCACCUUCGCCUCCUCUCUCUGGGUUUCCCCCUUUCCCAUCCUGAAGGUGGCAGAGCCCGAAUGGUUCUGAGAAUGAGUUCAGUCUAGGCCCUGAAGCUACUAACCAUGUGGCCUGGGACAAGUUCCCUAGCCCCUCCGCGCUGUGGCCUUUUCAUCUGAAAUAUGCCACCAGCCUUCGAGUUCCUUGUUUCCCUUGCUCUGGUCUCCACGUGUAUGAUGGGGUUCUCAGGCCCAGGCUUCGACCAGAGGACCCUCUGCCACCACCGUUUCUUCCUGUCCUUGAGCUACCUUGGUGAACUCAUGACCCCAGGCCCCUGCUCCACCAGGAUGUCCCCCAGGUCCUGCCAGCUGGGAAGUGCCAGCAUGAACGCCUCCAACUUCGUGGAAGCCAGGGUCCCCUGCAGCUGAGGGACGCCAAGCAGACACACCUGCCCUCCCCAGCCAGCUCCUGUCUGUAUGGGCAAGAUGACUGAGAGCGCCCACGUCCCUAAGGCUGUCCUGACCCUCCAUGCUGCGACAAGGACAGGGAAUGGUCACUAUGGGCCUGGCGUCUCCCCUCCCCCACCACCCAGUGCUGCCCAGCUCAAGCCAGAAGCUGACUUUGGCCCCCAUGGGGACAUCAGGCAAGGUCUGGAGACAUUUUUGGUUGGGGCAGAGGCAUGCUCCUGGCAUCGAGUGGGUGGAGACCAGGGAAGCCACUCAACAUCCUGCAAUGCAUGGGACAGGCCCUGCCUAGAAACACCAGCUCAGCAUGGCAGCAGUGCGGAGGCCAGGAAACCCUGAUCGCCAGUUUCUAACGCCCUCACCAUUUUUAUUUUUAUUUUUAUUUUUUUUUGAGACAGAGUUUCGCUCCUGUCACCCAGGCUGGAGUACAAUGAUGCGAUCUCAGCUCACUGCAACCUCUGCCUCCCGGGUUCAAGUGAUUCUCCUGCCUCAGCCUCCCGAGUAGCUGGGAUUACAGGCAUGCGCCGCCACACCCAGCUGAUUUUGUAUUUUUAGUAGAGACGGGGUUUCUCCGUGUUGGUCAGGCUAGUCUCAAACUCCUGACCUCAGGCAAUCUGCCCACCUCAGCCUCCCAAAGUGCUGGGAUUACAGGCAUGAGCCACUGCACCCGGCUCGCCACUAGUUUUUAGCCCUUUUUGUUGGGGGUGGGGUGGGGGCGGAGGAGAGGCGGAUACAGAAACUUGUGAGAAUGUGAUGAACGCUCUGAACCCCCUAUAAAAAAUGUGCAUGUAAAUAUAUACUCUCAACAUUUAAAA
Pan troglodytes (chimpanzee) is the source of this 2605-nucleotide messenger RNA. RefSeq names its product cytochrome c oxidase subunit 6B2 (gene COX6B2). Gene Ontology annotation, cellular component: respiratory chain complex IV; mitochondrion. The coding region runs from base 101 to 421 and encodes 106 amino acids. The record is from RefSeq and is a predicted model, not a curated record. The transcript has 10 exons. Lineage: Eukaryota; Metazoa; Chordata; Mammalia; Primates; Hominidae.